This is a messenger RNA of Fundulus heteroclitus (mummichog), 1448 nucleotides long. RefSeq names its product quinoid dihydropteridine reductase a (gene qdpra). Bases 114 to 824 code for a protein of 236 amino acids. The transcript is spliced from 7 exons. Gene Ontology annotation, cellular component: cytoplasm. Gene Ontology annotation, biological process: tetrahydrobiopterin biosynthetic process; L-phenylalanine catabolic process. Gene Ontology annotation, molecular function: NADH binding; NADPH binding; 6,7-dihydropteridine reductase activity. The record is from RefSeq and is a predicted model, not a curated record. NCBI's taxonomy places the organism in Eukaryota, Metazoa, Chordata, Actinopteri, Cyprinodontiformes, Fundulidae.
CCUCCUCCUCUCUCCAUACUCCUCCUCCUGCUGGUGCUGCUGCUGCCCGCCGUGUUCCUGAGCUGCAGCUCCGCCGCUCAGCCUCUCAUUGCCGAGCUGAACAGGGAGCAGACAUGGCUGCCAACCGGGUCAUCGUGUACGGAGGCAAAGGCGCUCUGGGCUCAACGUGUGUCCAGCAUUUUAAAUCUAAAGGCUGGUGGGUGGCCAGCGUGGACAUUGCUGCUAAUGAAGAGGCGAAUGACAACGUGAUUGUGAAGUUGACUGAAUCUUUCACCGAGCAGGCAGGACAGGUGACGGCGGAUGUGGCCCAGCUGCUGGGGGAAAACAAAGUGGAUGCCAUCCUGUGUGUUGCAGGCGGAUGGGCUGGAGGGAACUGCGGUUCCAAAGAUUUUUUUAAGAACUCUGAUUUGAUGUGGAAACAAAGCGUGUGGACGUCCACCAUCUCCAGCCACAUCGCCGCUCGCCAUCUGAAACCCGGAGGACUGCUCACCUUGGCUGGAGCAAAAGCGGCUCAGUCAGGCACAGGAGGUAUGGUGGGCUACGGCAUGGCCAAAGCUGCUAUCCACCAACUGUGCCAGAGUCUGGCAGCAAAGAACAGCGGCAUGCCGGCCGGAGCGGCAGCUGUCGCCAUACUGCCCGUUACCUUGGAUACACCGAUGAACAGGAAGUUCAUGCCUGAUGCAGACUACAGCUCGUGGACGCCGCUGGAAUACAUUGCAGAAAUGUUCUUUGGCUGGGCCACAGGGAAGGACCGACCCGCUUCGGGUAGCCUGAUGCAGCUUCUGACCUCCGCAGGAGAAACUCAGGCUUUGGCCGCUCAGUAGAGGACAGGGCAGAACUGUGGAAGGGGUGGGUAGCGCGGGGAGGGAAGUAAUAAGGAUGGGUGGAUGCUGAAACGAGGAGAAGGAGCACAAUGACUGCAGGCAGGAGGAGGGAGAGAGGCGGGAAGGCAUAAUGAGGUGUGUGUGUGUGUGUGUGUGUGUGUGUGUGUGUGUGUGUGUGUGGAGGUAAAGAGGAGAGAAAGUGACAGAGUAAGGAAGGCUCACAGGAGAUGGCCUCAUGGGUUUAAUGUGAAGGAAGGGAGCGGGCUUUCUUUGCAAACGUAGCCUCACAGCGCCAUCUACUUGCAGAACCGUACAACCGUUCCUCCAGCAGACAAGCCAACUGUGUUAAAUCUGCCGUAAUGGAAAUGCUGUUGACCAAUGAACCAUCCAGACUUAAUCAGAGUAUUCAAUUUCAUUUAGGAGAGCGAUGAUGUGAAAUGGGGCUGAAUUAGGAACAUUGCAGCAUACACCGUCACGCACACGAGGCUCAUUUGGAGAGGCGCGGGUGAAAGGAGGAUAUUUGUGAAGUCAUAAUGUCAUGAUUUUAACUAUAAUGGAUGUUGUUAAAACAGUCAUGUGGAAAACUCCCCAAGCAGUCAUACGUAUUGAUGGUUCUCCAAAAGG